Stylophora pistillata is the source of this 645-nucleotide messenger RNA. RefSeq lists its product as uncharacterized. Lineage: Eukaryota; Metazoa; Cnidaria; Anthozoa; Scleractinia; Pocilloporidae. The record is from RefSeq and is a predicted model, not a curated record.
CGCUGGUUUUGUCAAAGGAAGCUGCAUCGUUCGCGAAACCAUUGAAAUACGCAGAAUGAAGGAUCUUAUGCUGAGCAUCUUUGUCUUCUGUGCAGUUCUUGCAACUGCUUACAGCCUCAAGUGCUAUGUCUGUGAAGGAACCGAAGAUGACUGCAGUAAGAAGAAACUGGAAGCAAACAAGGCCAGCAAAUCGGUAGACUGUCCAUCUGGAAUGAAUGAAUGCAUAAGGGUCUGGGGAAAAACCGACGGCAAGACUACAGUGACUAACUCUUGUUCCAACAGUCUCAGUUGUGCUGCUGCCAAAAAACUAUGUGACGACGACAAAGACGGAAAAUGCGCAGUGGGCUGCUGUGACAGCGAUUACUGUAACGCGGGCUCUUCAGUUUCAUUUAGUGUGAUCCUGAUGACCUUUAGUUCUGCCUUAGGUCUGGCACUACUGAAGUAGGCUGGCGAAGAGGAAGGAACCCUGGCACGUUGAUAUACGUAGUUUUUUUUUUUUAUAUCGUUGUGAGGUUUUCUUUCUUUUUGACUUUGUAUAAAAGCCAUACGGGAUUUAAAACAAAAGGCAGAAAAGGAACUAACACUGAUGUAUUUUCAACGGUCUUAUUGAUAUUAAAAGGUUCAAUAAAAUCUGUUCGAAAGUUG